Molecule: messenger RNA, 2610 nt
Organism: Nannospalax galili (Upper Galilee mountains blind mole rat)
Lineage: Eukaryota; Metazoa; Chordata; Mammalia; Rodentia; Spalacidae
Gene: Strap
Product: serine/threonine kinase receptor associated protein
Exons: 10
Coding region: 279-1331 (350 amino acids)
Biological process (GO): spliceosomal snRNP assembly
Cellular component (GO): SMN complex
Molecular function (GO): RNA binding; protein binding
Source: RefSeq, a predicted model, not a curated record
UGCCGUUACCGGUGUGGACGGUGCGAGUCGUGGCGGGCCGGCUUCCCAGCAGUCCCCCUUCCCUUCUCCCUCCCUCCCUCCCUCCCUCUCCCUCGGCCGCCGUUUCCUUCGCCGACUUCCGGUCCAGGCCUGGCAGCGUCCCGCAGCCUCGGCCUCCGUUGCUCUGCCCGGCCCGACCCCAGCGCCAGCGCGGGCGGCCUUGUGGAGCCUGAGGUGCCGCGGCGAAGGACUACGACCCUCGGGCUGCCCUCAGGAUCGCCGCGCUCGCCGCCGCCGCCAUGGCCAUGAGGCAGACGCCGCUCACCUGCUCGGGCCACACGCGGCCCGUGGUGGAUCUGGCCUUCAGCGGCAUCACGCCCUACGGUUACUUUUUAAUCAGCGCCUGCAAAGAUGGCAAACCUAUGUUACGCCAGGGAGAUACAGGAGACUGGAUUGGAACCUUUCUGGGUCAUAAAGGUGCUGUUUGGGGCGCAACAUUGAAUAAGGAUGCCACAAAAGCCGCUACAGCAGCUGCAGAUUUCACGGCCAAAGUGUGGGAUGCUGUCUCAGGAGAUGAACUGAUGACCCUGGCUCAUAAGCACAUUGUCAAGAGUGUGGAUUUUACACAGGAUAGCAAUUAUUUGUUAACUGGGGGCCAGGAUAAACUGUUGCGCAUAUAUGACUUGAACAAACCUGAAGCAGAACCUAAGGAAAUUAGUGGUCACACUUCUGGUAUUAAAAAGGCUUUAUGGUGCAGUGAAGAUAAACAGAUUCUUUCAGCUGAUGAUAAAACUGUUCGCCUUUGGGAUCAUGCUACAAUGACAGAAGUGAAAUCUCUAAAUUUUAACAUGUCUGUUAGCAGUAUGGAGUAUAUUCCUGAGGGAGAGAUCCUGGUCAUCACUUACGGGCGGUCCAUUGCUUUUCAUAGUGCAGUAAGUUUGGAGCCAAUUAAAUCCUUUGAAGCUCCUGCAACUAUCAAUUCUGCAUCGCUUCAUCCUGAAAAGGAAUUUCUUGUUGCAGGUGGAGAAGAUUUUAAACUUUAUAAGUAUGAUUAUAAUAGUGGAGAAGAAUUAGAAUCCUACAAGGGUCACUUUGGUCCCAUUCACUGUGUGAGAUUUAGUCCUGAUGGUGAACUCUAUGCCAGUGGCUCUGAAGAUGGGACACUGAGAUUGUGGCAGACUGUUGUAGGAAAAACCUAUGGCCUCUGGAAAUGUGUGCUUCCUGAAGAGGACAGUGGUGAACUGGCAAAACCAAAGAUGGGCUUUCCAGAAACAACGGAAGAGGAGCUAGAAGAAAUUGCUUCAGAGAAUUCAGAUUCCAUCUAUUCUUCAACUCCUGAAGUUAAGGCCUGAGCAUCGGGCUUAUGCCACAGAUUCUAUAUAAUUUAUGAACUAAAGGAGCGAGCAGAGAAAAGCAUUGGCCUUUCAGAGAUCCUCUCUGCCUGCAGCAGACAGGGCAGUAGAUAAUGGGGAGUAUGAAUUAGCUCCACUGCGAGAACAACUAACUUGGUGUUAACCUAUAAGUGAAAAAAACUUGGUGUGUCAGAAGAAGAACCAGGCGGAGUUAGCACUGAUAGUGCCAUGGCCCCUUGUCUUUAAUGAAUAUGUGCAGCCAGUGUACAAUUCCAUUAUUGCAUUUAAUUUCUUAUAGCUCUUUUAUGUUAUGGAGAAGAAAAAUAUAUUGGCCUAUUUUUCUGACUUUUCCCUUAAAGCAGAAUGGCUUUUUUCUCUUUGCUUUUAGUUGUGAAGAAGAGGAGUACAUGAGAGAGUAACUGGCUUGGUUUCUCUUCCCUUGUAGAAUACUUCUGAACAUCUAAUUUUUUCAGUUAUCAAAAUAAAAUGCCUCCAAAACAAAAGUUUUGUUUCUUUGGGAAAUUCUGAUACAUUUGAACAUUAAAAAUGGAAAUAGCCAAAAUGUUUUCCUAUGUCUUACACAGCCAUAGCAAAAACCUUUGCAUACAGAAUCUAUACUAAAUAUUUCCUAAUUUUGAAAUUGAAUUAUGUAAACUUGAAAUUUUCAUGGCUCUUGCUGGAUAUGCAUUUACCUUUCCUUGCAAAUUUCAUAGAAAUGCUUGAGCUGCCUUUUUAAAUGACGCAUGCUAGUUAUAAAGAAAAACAAUUAGAGAUAGCAGGAAAGUCACUUAAAAUCCCAAUUUUUCCAUAAACUAUUAAAAUUAUGUAACUAAUACACAGUACAUCUGUGUGUUUUGUACAAAUAGAUCUACAUGAUUUUUUGCGCAUGGGUUAACUAUUAACUUGCAGUAUUUAAGCUGUAUCAAACUUUAUUUUACACCAUUCUUUUAAGUUGGGCUCAUACUCAAAAAGCCAUGUUAUCAGCUUUCUUAUAAAUUAGAUCAGAUGAGUUUAGACUAUUAAUUUAUUUCCUUUCUAAAAUAUGGAGGGAGCCGGGUGUGGUAGGGCUCGCCUUUAAUCCCAGCAGAGGCAGAGGCAGGUGGAUUUUUGUUUGUUUGUACCAGGCCAGCUGGGGCUACAGGGAGACCCUGUCUCAAAAAGACCAAAAAAAUAAAAUAUGGAGGGAAUAUUAAACUAGUAAUUUGGAAAUACUUCAGAUGAAUACCAUUUAAUUUGCUUUCUGAAUUUGUCUUUUGAAUGGCCUGUGAUAACUUUGCCU